AUGAUUGCUGUUCUCUUCUUAGCUGUCCUCUGCUUGGAAGGCGACUCAGCUUUUACCACACUGGGUCCCAGUUUGGAUGCUGAAUGGCACGAAUGGAAGACAAAACAUGGGAAAACAUACAACACGAAUGAAGAAAGUCUAAGGAGAACAGUGUGGGAGAAGAAUUUUAAAAUGAUUGAACUGCACAAUCGGGAAUACCUCAAGGGGAAGCAUGACUUCACCAUGGCUAUGAACGCCUUUGGUGACCUUACCAAUACAGAAUUCAGGAAUAGGAUGACUGGCUUUCGAUGGCAGAGGAUCAAGAAGAGGCACACAUUCCAGGAUCAUCUCUUUCUGUCUGUCCCCAGAUCUGUGAAUUGUAGGGAACGAGGCUACGUGACCCCUGUGAAGAACCAGGGUCACUGUGCUUCUAGUUGGGCUUUUAGUGCCACUGGAGCCCUAGAAGGACAAAUGUUCAGGAAAACAGGGAGACUGAUCCCGCUGAGUGAGCAGAACCUGCUGGACUGCAUGGAAUUUAAUGUUACCCAUGGCUGCAGUGGUGGCUUCAUGCAGCAUGCCUUCCAGUAUGUGAAGGAUAGUGGCGGCCUGGCUACUGAGAAGUCCUAUCCUUACAAAGGGCUGGGUGGAGAGUGCAGGUACCAUGCCGGGAUUUCUGCAGCUAAUGUCAGCGACUUUGUACAAGUCCCAGGAUGCGAGGAAGCCCUUAUGAAGGCAGUGGCUAAGGUGGGGCCCAUCUCUGUGGCAGUUGAUGCCAGUCAUAGCUCCUUCCGGUUCUAUGAGAAUGGCACUUAUUAUGAGCCACAGUGCAGAAGGGUUCACCUAAAUCAUGCUGUUCUGGUGGUCGGCUAUGGCUUUGAAGGAGAAGAGUCAAAUGGCAACAGCUACUGGCUGGUCAAGAACAGCUGGGGUGAAGAAUGGGGCAUGAGAGGCUACGUGAAGAUGGCCAAGGACUGGAACAACAACUGCGGAAUUGCUACCUAUGCCACCUACCCCAUCGUGUGA
Messenger RNA from Chionomys nivalis (European snow vole), 1002 nucleotides. RefSeq names its product testin-2-like. NCBI's taxonomy places the organism in Eukaryota, Metazoa, Chordata, Mammalia, Rodentia, Cricetidae. Gene Ontology annotation, molecular function: cysteine-type endopeptidase activity. Gene Ontology annotation, biological process: immune response. Gene Ontology annotation, cellular component: lysosome. The coding region runs from base 1 to 1002 and encodes 333 amino acids. The transcript has 7 exons. The record is from RefSeq and is a predicted model, not a curated record.